This is a messenger RNA of Syngnathoides biaculeatus (alligator pipefish), 2554 nucleotides long. It is a transcript of the gene echdc1, whose product is annotated as enoyl CoA hydratase domain containing 1. Gene Ontology annotation, cellular component: cytosol. NCBI's taxonomy places the organism in Eukaryota, Metazoa, Chordata, Actinopteri, Syngnathiformes, Syngnathidae. The transcript is spliced from 7 exons. The record is from RefSeq and is a predicted model, not a curated record. Gene Ontology annotation, molecular function: enoyl-CoA hydratase activity. Gene Ontology annotation, biological process: fatty acid beta-oxidation. Bases 267 to 1199 code for a protein of 310 amino acids.
UUUACACAAUUUUCUUGUAAAAAUGACAUUGUUUGAUGUAAUAUCAAACACUUUCGUCUCUGUUUAUGCAUUUUCGUGACACGAAUAGAAAUUAAUGUUUGUCUGCGUAUCUAGAAGAUCCACAUACAAGUUUUUAUGCAAUUUAGUCAACUAAGUAGACCCCGAGUCAGGGUGAUGUACAGCAACCUCUACGUGAGAGUACAAGCUUGAGUACAGGAUUACCGGAAACUCAAGUAACACACCACGGCUAUCCAUGCUGGAGGAUCAUGGUCAUCUGUGCAGCGAGUCGUCAUCUGCUGAGGGGGCGCCAUGUGUGUGGCACUUGGGCCAGGAUGUGGCAAAGGCAAUCGAGUGGCAGAGUUUACACGGAACUGGACUUCGACCAAGAGGAAAUGAAGGAAAAACUGCUGGGCUUUCCUGGAGGCACCAUUGAGCUUAACAAACAAGAGUCUGGCAUUGCUGUCCUUACGAUCAACAAUCCUUCCCGCAUGAACGCCUUCACCGGCACCAUGAUGGUCCAGCUCGAGGAAAAGGUCAGUCAACUGGAGCAGUGGGUAGAUGGAAAAGGCCUCAUACUCCAGGGUGCUGCGGGAACUUUCUGUUCUGGAUCAGACCUCGUUGCUGUCAAAGCCAUAACAAAACCUCAAGAUGGCAUGAAGAUGUGUAUGUUUAUGCAGAAUGCUCUUACAAGACUACUCAGGCUGCCUCUGAUCUCUGUUGCUCUAGUGGAGGGGAGAGCUCUCGGCGGAGGCGCAGAACUUGCUACUGCCUGUGAUUUCAGAUUAAUGGCACCAGGCAGUCUGAUCCAGUUUGUCCACAAACACAUGGGUGUGGUCCCAGGCUGGGGUGGAGCUGCUCGACUGAUCCAUCUAAUUGGAAGCCAAAAUUCCCUGAAGUUGCUCAGUGGUGCGUCAAAAGUGAACCCUGAAUUUGGACUCCAGAUACACCUGGCAGAUGGAGUUCUUCAAGACCCUCAGGUAGAGGAAGGUGUGGGGACUGUCAUGCAACAGGCUGAAAAAUGGCUCAGGCACUACACUCAGGGGCCACCGCCAGUCAUUCAGGCGAUGAAAAAGGUAGUGUUGUCAGGGAGAGAGCUCCCUCUCGUGGAGGCUCUGAGGACUGAGAAGGAGGUGUUUGGGACUGUUUGGGGUGGUCCAGCCAACCUCCAGGCAUUAACCAGCAAGUCUAAAUACAAAUGAGCACGUCAUACUGACCAAAUUUAUGACUUGCAUCAUUGCAUUUAACCAGAUGGUGGAAACCCUGCUGGUCAAAGUUGGAAUAAAACCUUGCUGCUGUGGGUUUUAACGAUUGUGAUGACCUUAAUCUGCAGAAUAUGUCAAGGAUAAAAAUUGAUUUACCAUUUUGUAAAACACCACUCAUUUUCAUAUUGUGAUUUAAUGAUUAUAGUUUUAAGAAAGUGGAUUUUCCAGUCUUCAGAUCAGGUGUCAUUUGAUAGCUGACCCCGAUACUGUUCCCAGUUUGUUGUUGUUAAUAAUACGGUUUAGUAGGGUAUCACCUCCAUGAUGGUCAUUGAAAUACUGGAUAAACAAGUUUUGUGACUGUUUCAUUUUUCUUGUCUCUGCUCAACCGUGAACUGUUUUGUUUUUCUUAAAGACAGACCACAAUUAAGCGGGCAGAUAAAUGUGAAAUGCAAUGUUGUCUUUUUGUAACCUCAUGUAAUACUCCAAAUGGUCAAAGAGAGGUUAUAGCACCAUGUUGUUGUGGCAUAGGCAUCCAAACCAAAAUCUUAUGUUUUACAUUUGCCAAUGUAUCUCCAUUUAAAGACUUGGGCUUGAAAUGAAAUUUACAAAAGGCUCAUAUUUUGAGCUAUGUGAAAUGCUGUUUUUUUCCCUCUGGUUGAUAAACUUUCAGGUGGAAAUAGUCUGCAGUCGCUGUAGCAAAUAAGGGAAAUGUGGCGCAGCAUUUUGGGACUGUUCAUAAAAUCUAUGACACUGUCUGAAGCAACUAAAAUCCUAGUUGUUCGGACAGCAGUCAUUUUUCUCAAAGCUAACUUCAAAAGCAAAGGCAGCCACUGAAGCUUUGUUCUGAGUGAGUCACUUAAUCAUUAUGAAAAAGAACUCCUUCCAAGAUGAUAAAAGAGGCAUUCCUUGAAGCAGAUGACUCCUUGUUCCAAGACUUUAAAUCUAAUCUCUGAUCUUCAAUCGGGUCUCCGGGUAUCAAGAACUAUCGGUAUAUGACACCGUGAAGUCAUGGCCGAGGAUUUGACAAGCAACUUUGGAAGGACAUCGCAAACUGUGAGUGCUUCUCACUGCAGGUGGAUGAGUCGACAGACGUGACACACCCAGUUGUGCAUUUGUAUUUGGAUGGUGGUGUUAUGGUUGACAUGAUGGCGUAGCUGUAAAGAAUUGGCCUCGCACUUCCGAGCUGCAGGGUUCAAUCCUGGCCCUACCUGUGUGGAGUUUGCAUGUUCUCCCUGUGCCUGCGUGGGUUUCCUCCGGGCACACCAGUUUUCUCCCACAUCCCAUAAACAUGCAUUAAUUGGAGACUAACUUUCCCUUAGGUGUGAUUGUGACUGUGGCUCUGAGUCUUGUGA